AUGGACAACGAAAAACAGCAUAUUCGUCACAUUAUGUUAUACGAAUUUCGCAAAGGAAAAACUGUGGGCGCUGCAACGAAAGAUAUUCGCAAAGUUUAUUUGGACCAUGCGCCAGGACUCCAUCAACCUCGCAGUGGAUGGCCUUCUGAGCUUGAUGACGAUGUUCUACGCACUUUAGUUGUGAAUAACUCGCGUAUUUCAACGGAAGAGGUUGCCAGUGAAUUGAACAUCAACAAAUCAACUGCAUUUCGUCGUUUGAAAAAGAUUGGUGGACCGUAUGACAAUAGCAAUUUCUUUGCUUCAACGGAUCAAAAACGAACCUUUUUGGAUCGGCUCGUGACUGGCGAUGAAAAAUGGAUCCUGUACAACAAUGUUCAACGCAAAAGAACAUGGAAACAGGCACAUGAAGGUUCGGAACCGGUGGCGAAAGGUGGAUUGCAUCCGAUGAAGGUACUGCUGUGCAUUUGGUGGGAUAUCCGAGGCGUGAUCUAUUUUGAGCUCUUGCCAGCAGGCGAAACGAUCACUGCCGACAAGUAUUGUCAACAAUUGGUCGAAUUGAAGAAAGCAAUCGAGGAAAAACGUCCGAUUUUGUCCAAUCGCAAAGGAGUUCUUUUCCAUCAUGACAACGCCAGAUCACAUGUUGCAAAACCGACCCUGGCCAAACUGAAGGAGAUGAAUUGGGAAAUCAUGCCGCAUCCCCCAUAUUCACCGGACAUUGCACCUUCUGAUUAUCAUUUGUUUCGAUCGCUGCAGAACAAUUUGAAUGGAAAAAAAUUUAAAAAUGUGGAAGACGUCAAAAACCACCUUGACACCUUUUUCAACGAGAAACCGCGCAAUUUCUAUGAAUCUGGCAUCCGUAAAUUGGUUGAGCGUUGGGAGUGGAUUGCCGAACAUGAUGGCAAAUACAUAAUUGAUUAA
This is a messenger RNA of Phlebotomus papatasi, 918 nucleotides long. Its product is annotated as histone-lysine N-methyltransferase SETMAR-like. The record is from RefSeq and is a predicted model, not a curated record. The transcript has 3 exons. Lineage: Eukaryota; Metazoa; Arthropoda; Insecta; Diptera; Psychodidae. The coding region runs from base 1 to 918 and encodes 305 amino acids. Gene Ontology annotation, molecular function: nucleic acid binding.